Anoplophora glabripennis (Asian longhorned beetle) is the source of this 1929-nucleotide messenger RNA. RefSeq lists its product as uncharacterized. The record is from RefSeq and is a predicted model, not a curated record. Gene Ontology annotation, cellular component: membrane. NCBI's taxonomy places the organism in Eukaryota, Metazoa, Arthropoda, Insecta, Coleoptera, Cerambycidae. Gene Ontology annotation, molecular function: heme transmembrane transporter activity; heme binding. Gene Ontology annotation, biological process: transmembrane transport; heme export. The transcript has 7 exons. Bases 1 to 1419 code for a protein of 472 amino acids.
AUGGAUCCGCAUGUAGCGAAAUGCAGCAAAGAAGAAAAGGAUUAUGUUGAACACUCAUUACUGCAGAAGAAGGGCGAAACACAAUUGAAGAUCAAAGCGUAUAAGCGAAGAUGGACUAUCCUAAUUAUAUUCUUCAUAUACUCAGCGAUAAGCUCGCUUCAAUGGAUAGAGUAUUCAAGCAUAACCCAUCUAGUAGUAAAAUAUUAUAAGGUCAGCACGAUAGCUGUAGACUGGACCUCAAUAGUGUAUAUGGCUGUGAAUCCAUUUCUCGUCAUACCUGCCUCCUAUAUUAUAGACAAAAAGGGCCUUCGAACAGCAGGCUUGAUCGGAUGUAUUGGUACAGCCAUAGGAACAGGAAUAAAAGUGUUUUCAGUGCGAAAUGACCUGUUUGUUGUAGUUCUUAUAGGUCAAACUAUUAUAUCAAUGUCUCAAGUCACAAUAAUAUGUUUGCCUCCAAAAAUUGCUGCAGUGUGGUUUAAGUCAAAUGAGGUAUCCACAGCUUGUUCUAUUGGUGCGAUCGGUAUGCAGAUAGGCUGUGCUAUAGGAUAUAUUUUGCCACCAUCUAUUGUAAAAGAUUCUGUUAAUUUGGAGGAUAUUGGAGCAGGAUUAUAUUUGCUGUGCUGGAUUUUAGCAGGGUCGACGAUACCUGUGACAGUUGCGGUAUUAUUCUACUUUUCAGCUGAACCUCCACUACCACCGAGCAAUGCACAAGCUAAUUUACGACAAAAUAAAGAAGAAUUCAGUACAAAGGCGUUUUUUCUUUCUAUAAAAAAAUUGUUUCAAAAUAAACCGUUUGUCAUACAUAUGGUAGCCUACGGGAUUAACAUAGCUGUUUUUUCUGCAGUUGGUACUCUCUGGACUCAGUUUGUUCUCCAAUACUUCGAGGGUGCUAGUGAAGAUGCAGGGAGGAUGGGUUUUAUAAUGGUAAUUGUUGGAGCGCUAAGCUCGAUUGUGUUUGGCAUACUACUGGAUAAGACUCGUAAAUAUAAAGAAAUUACUUUCCUUAAUUACCUUGGAUCUGCAAUCAGUAUUUACAUGCUUAUGUAUGCCCUUGAAUGGAAAUCUAUGCUGCUAAUGUACAUAUCCACUGUUAUUGUAGGUGUCUUCACCAGUGCCUACAUGCCAGUUGGUUUCGAGUUUGCCAUGGAACUAACUUUUCCAUCAGAAGAGAGCACCACAACUGGAAUACUCAUAGCUAUGACUCAAGUACUGGGUGCUAUAUUCACAGUUGCUGUCGGUUAUUUGAAUUUGUGGGUUGGUUGCUAUUGGUCUCUGUUCAGUCAGGGAGCUCUUCUGAUCCUGGGAACCGUGUUUACAGGAUGUGUUCCAAAUAAACUGCUGCAGCAAGAAGCUUUCAAGCAGAAUUUGAUUGAAAGAAAAGUUUCUCAUCAUGGAUCCCAUUUGAUUUUCAUUGAGUGAAUGUUAAAUACACUUUUUAUGGUUCUUUUUAGAUUUUUUUAUAUUUGAUCUUUGUGUAAUUGCUAUUUGGAGGGAUCUUCUAAAAAUAAUAGUCACAGAAUGGAAGUAAUUCAGUAUAAUAUAUGGAAAAUUAUAUUUAAAAAAUCCAUUUUAUGCUCAUGUCAAAAUUUAUGUCGGGCAAACGAUAUAUGUAUAUUAAGAACAUAAAGUAUUUUAUAGAUGCACAAAAAUAAUAAAUCCAAACUGUUCUUAGUCAAUUUAAUACCAGAUUUACUUUACAUAAAAAAAUUGAAAUACCUGUUUGAAAAAAACUUAUUUUCAAAAAUGUUUGUCCCGUCUUGGUAUAAAAUUCUGUAAUAUGCUUCCGCAAUGCGUUUAAAAGCAAUACUAGAAACUUUGUAAUUAAUGAUAUAAAAAAAUGCUUAUUACUUUUUUCAUCGAUGUGUAUAAUUAGCUUUGUAAAUUACAGUUUUAGCUCUAUUAGUUGGAUCUUUACAAACAAACCACUUG